Molecule: messenger RNA, 486 nt
Organism: Naegleria fowleri
Lineage: Eukaryota; Heterolobosea; Eutetramitea; Acrasida; Naegleriidae
Exons: 1
Coding region: 1-486 (161 amino acids)
Source: RefSeq, a predicted model, not a curated record
AUGCAACCAAUAAGUUUCAACAACAGUUUAAAUCAGGCAGUCAUCAUAUCGCCCAUUAGUUUGAAUGAUCAUGAUCGUACACUAGAAGAUAUGCUUUCUCCAUCUCCGAUUGCAAGCAGAAUGGUCGGAGAAGAUCAACAUCACCAACAAAAUGAAAUAUCAAAUAUUGUUGAACAUAUCCAUGAUGAGUUGGAUCAUAUACAAAGAGACCUUUCCUUAAUUUCUUCUAUUGAACCACCUCAUAAUUUUCAUAAUCCAAGAGAAGUAUUAAUAGUCAAUUACUUUUCGGAGGAGGAGCGAAAGGAAAUAAUUAAAAAAGAUAAAACCAUUGAUUUGUAUGGAUCGCAAGUGCUUGGAAAUGAUCGACUCAUGGAAAUAUGUCAGGCAGAACUGAUGAAGUCAAAUCAAUUGUCGUCGUGGAAAGAAAGCAUUAGUUCUGUUUUGCAUGAUGAUGAGUGGAAGUACAAGAAGAAGAAGAAGCGCUAG